Molecule: messenger RNA, 1140 nt
Organism: Trichomycterus rosablanca
Lineage: Eukaryota; Metazoa; Chordata; Actinopteri; Siluriformes; Trichomycteridae
Product: C2 calcium-dependent domain-containing protein 4C
Exons: 1
Coding region: 1-1140 (379 amino acids)
Source: RefSeq, a predicted model, not a curated record
AUGUGGAUCCUUCAAAAAGUCCAAGACAGAGCUGAGAGCCUGCCAGUGGAGAUCAGUCGACUGGUAGGUAAGAGCUCUGUGGAUAUCUCAGCUAAGGCAAACCUACUCAACAAACUUCACAGCAACGUCCUGACUCCAGACAAAAUCCCAGACUUUUUCCUGCCUCCUAGGCUAAGCAGACGCUCUCUUGAGGCAGUGGAGAACAUUGUUACUAAUUACCUCUGUGAAAAUGAAGCCAACUGCAGCCAGAACUUCCUACCAAAACCUAACAUGACUACAGUAAUAAAAAGCAAUGCUAAGAACAAGGAUAUCAUGGUGCAAUUAUGUCCAAAAAAAUCAAUUCCAUUUUCAUUAAAAAGUUAUGAGUCUGGAUUUUCUGAGAGUCCAAACACACGGCGCAAGGAGUCACUGUUUCAUUCAACAUUUUCCAACUACAAGCUGAAACACAUAACCAAAAGGGAGGUGCCAAGACUGCCCUCCAUAACAGUGCUAAAGGUGAAAAGUUUGGAAAGUGACACCAGUUUAUCUGCUGACUCCUCUCCAUACAGCUCGCCACCUACAAUCAGGAGCAAGCAUGAUAAAGGCUUCUUGUCAUGUUCAACAUCCAAUGAGUCUCUUCAAAAAGAAGUUCCACAGAGCUCCAGAAUUAAGUCUGAAAGUAUUACAAAGGCAAAUCAUGUUGAUAAAGUUACCUCAUCAACCCUAGCCCCACCCCUACAGUUCCCAGUGGACAUGCUGCACUGUCAGGAGCAACUCCAUAGCGAGCAUGUUCUCCUUUUUCCACACAGAGGAUGUAUUCGUCUCUCUGCCUGUAGUGUGACCAGAGAUCAAGUCACCAUCCGAAUCCGCGUUAUCUCGGUGGAGGACAUGCGUGAACCCGGUGACCCCAGACCCCUUCACUGUGGGCUUAACUUGUGCCUGAGCCCAGGCAAGCUACAACGUCAGCAUAGUGCCAUAAUUAGGAACUGUCGCAACCCAGUGUUUAAUGAGGACUUCUUCUUUACAAAGCCGGAAGGACAGGAGCUAGGACUGCAGGAUUUCUCUCUAAGGGUAAAAGUACUGGAGAAAAGCAGUGGACUGGGGAGAGCAACAGUGCUAGGGGCUGUGGUCAAACCACUCACUGAGCUAUUAGCACUAUAG